Messenger RNA from Gamsiella multidivaricata, 2733 nucleotides. RefSeq lists its product as uncharacterized. The record is from RefSeq and is a predicted model, not a curated record. The transcript is spliced from 8 exons. The coding region runs from base 79 to 2670 and encodes 863 amino acids. Gene Ontology annotation, molecular function: DNA binding; ATP binding; hydrolase activity. NCBI's taxonomy places the organism in Eukaryota, Fungi, Mortierellomycota, Mortierellomycetes, Mortierellales, Mortierellaceae.
AUUUUGAUUUGAGCCCUUCGUCAAAAAAGAGUUCCCCUGCUGUCUGCCCUCCUUUUCUCUCCCACAUACACACACGCCAUGUUGCGCAUUCACCGACUUCAGCAAUGCGCGAGGAAUGCCACAAGGACAAGCAUGAGCAGGCUUGUUGCAGGGAGCAGUACCACUCCAUACAAGACACUGGACUCGAUAGUGUCGAACAGACCCGGAGUUUCGCCAAAGUCAGGGGCAGCUCGAUUUUACGCCACCAAAGCAGCACUUGCUGAAGAGGAGCCCGUCCUUAUACGUGUCAGAAAAAGCUCAAAGAAAGCCGUCGCGGAAGAGACGGAGGUUUCAGCAGCGCCAAAGACGCGUCAACGCCGCUCUAGAGCGGCAUCGGCGGAAGAGACAGGGACUACGGUGGUGGAUGGUGCUACUGCUAAGCGUGCCUCGACCAGGAAGAAGGCGGCUAAGGAUCAGACCCCGGCCGUGAGCAAGGAGUCAGUGCCGAAGGGACCUGGGGAGGAGACCAGGACCACCAAAACCACAAGAACUCGGAAGACGUCCAAAUCAGAAAAGGCUGCGACACAGGAAAUUGUCCAGGCAUCGGCCACACCAAUUGUACAAACCGAGCUUCGAUCGUAUCAGAAGGAGUGCAUUGAAGCAUGCCUGACUAAUUUGCAGAAGGGAAUCAAGAGGCAGAUUGUGUCCCUUCCCGUUGGGAGCGGCAAGACGGUCACUUUCUCACAUCUUAUGAAACAAAUUCCACCGCCCUUUCCUGGGGCCACCAAGACGUUGAUACUGGCCCAUCGCCAGGAGCUGUUGGAGCAAACACGGACGCAUGUCCUCCGUACAGGAACAGGAAUGACUGUUUCGAUUGAUCAAGGAAAUCGCCAUGCAGAUAUGACCGCAGAUGUGAUCGUGGCCAGUGUACCAUCCUUGGGUCGGUCAGGGACACCAAGGUUGCUAAAGUACAAUCCGAAGGAGUUCAAGUGUAUCAUCAUCGAUGAGGCCCACCAUGCAGCCGCAGAUUCCUAUGGUAGGAUCUUGAAACAUUUUGGCGCGCAUGUACCAGAGACUCAUAUUUUCGUCUAUGGGUGUUCUGCCACGGUGCGACGUCAUGAUGGACUGAGACUUGGUGGUGCGUUUGAUUACAUCUCAUAUCACAAGAGCUUUAUCACCAUGAUCGAAGACAAAUGGUUGUGUGGACUCCGAGUGUCAACGAUUCAGACGGACUUCGACCUGCGAGAUGUAAAGAUGCAGUCAGGGGAUUUUGCGCAAAAGGAUCUUUCUGUGAAGGUCAACACCCCGAUUCGGAAUGAAAUCGUCGUUCGCAGUUAUAUGACCUACUGCGCGGAACGCAAGUCGACGGUCGUGUUUGCGGUGGACAUUGAGCAUUUGGAAACUCUAACAAAGAUAUUUCGGCAGUAUGGAUACGAUGCUCGAGGACUCUCCAGCAAGACCAAUGACAUUGAACGUGCACAGCUACUGAGGGACUUUCGUGAGCGCAAGUUCCCCAUCAUUGUGAACUGUGGUAUUUUGACAGAAGGAACAGAUAUCCCUGUGAUCGACUCUAUUGUGAUGGCGAGGCCGACAAAGUCCAAUGUCCUGUUUCAGCAGAUGCUAGGUCGUGGCAUGCGAUUGUAUCCUGGAAAAGAAGACUGUCUUGUUCUAGACUUUGUGGACAUUGUUAAAGGCGAGGGCCUAGUGACCUUGCCCACGUUGCUCGGAUUGGACCCAGAUUCCAUUUUGAAAAAAACGGCAGUGAUCAACAGUCAGGAGGAUGUGGAUACGAUCCUUAAGGACGAGAUCGCCUCGCUAGAACAUGAUCCGAAUCUCCCACCCACGACAGAGUACCCAGACGAGAGCGAGAUCGAAGAAACAAUCGAUCCUAUGACGGGACUCAAAGUCGCGAGGAUCCGUGUGCUUGAGUACGAGAACCCAUAUCAGCUCCUUGGAGACUGUAGCGGCAUGCCUCGGCGGGUGUGGGACAUGUCGCAGAAUGCGUGGGUGAAUGUGGGUCCGGACACGUUUGUGUUGACGUUCAAGGAUGUGACGUUCCGGAUCGAUAAGUCGGGGGAGGAUGGACUUUAUAGGUGCCAGAAACGGACCACGUUCGCGCCGAAGCCGACAAUGGCGGAGGCGAGUGUGAGGUCGUUCAAGAAUGGAGUGUUGUCGUUCAAGAACAACUAUGCAGCGGCGGCGGCGCAGAGGAAGAAGCAGCGUGAAGAAGGUGGUGGUGGCGAUGAUGGUGGUAAUGGGGAUUAUUUCAGGUCGAAGGCGAAGAUGCUGCCGAUCGAGUCGGAUACACUGCAGGAUUGUCUUCACGGAGUUGAUACGUGGAUUGCUAAGAAUAUUGGGCACUUUCCGGAUCUGCUGGGACGAUAUGCCAAAUGGAGGAGCUUCCCAGCGAGUGAGUCGCAGCUGAGGUUCUUGCAUAAGCUGGGAUAUAACCAUGGGGCGAUGGAUGAUGAAGGCGAGGACGGUGGUGAUGCGGAUGGAACGAAACAAAUUAAGAAGGCCAGUAGUAAGCCGUUAACGAAGGGACAGGCGGCGAAUAUGAUUACGCGUUUGGUCAACGGUGCAGGAAAGCGGUGGGAGGAGAGUCGGAAGUUUAAGAUCAAGCGGGCUAAGGAGCUGGCUAAGGAGAUCGGGGUCGAUGUUGGACCGAUCCCAAAGUUCGUCGAAGUUUAAUGGCAACAAGUAGAAUGAACCAUAGAAUAAAAAAAGAAAAAAAAGAAAUGAAAUGAAAUCCAC